Molecule: messenger RNA, 828 nt
Organism: Ambispora gerdemannii
Lineage: Eukaryota; Fungi; Glomeromycota; Glomeromycetes; Archaeosporales; Ambisporaceae
Source: the annotation of a GenBank genome assembly
AUGAAUUUCCUUGAAAGAAAUUUUAUGAAUACUACUCAUGUUAGCUAUACUAAUAAUAGUAAUGUUACAUUUUCCGGCAAUAUUUCUUCUACAGACAAUGUUCAUAAAUCUGGUGCAUCCGGACAUGAGAACGUAUUACUUGCGAAUCUAUUUGCCCUACUGUCUACUCUGUUCUCUUCGGUUCAGUUAGUUCCUCAAGUAAAACUUCUUGAUAUAUUAUUUUUUAUGUACCAGUAUAUAAAAACUGGAAACGAAAAACCACAGUUGUGUAUAUACUAUGAAGAUCAAAGAUACAAAAAAUAUCAAAUUAAUGCUCAAGCUGAUUUAGAAAAGCAAAAUAAUGCAACGAAUAUCAAUCAUGUUGACGCCAAUAAGAGCAACAUUUUAUUUAGAAAAUAUCAAUUCAAAUGUUUUGCAUAUUUUGGAAUUUUGAUUUUUGGAUAUAGUUUGAUUGAAUUUGCUGGAGUUGUUUUGACAAAGAUAGCUCAAAGAAGAGGAAUAAACUGGUUCAAAGCUAUUCUGGGAAUCGUACCUAGUGUAUUUGUUUUUGUCGGAUUCAUACCUCAAUUCUAUGAAAUCUAUCGGUUGAAGAAAGUACGUGGAAUUUCAUUGGUUUUUAUGACAAUGGAUAUAACUGGUGCCUCACUUGCAAUAAUAAGUUUAGUAUUUAGUCCGCAACCUUUCAACAUAAUUUCUUCAGCAGUAUUCAUAUGUAUCACAUCAUGCGAUGGACUUAUACUUAUACUUUAUUUCGUCCUUGGCCGGACAAAACAGCGUCGUGAGGAAAAACUUCCAGCGAAUCCUAUCGCUAUUGUAAGUUUGGAAUAA